Messenger RNA from Lacerta agilis (Sand lizard), 1241 nucleotides. RefSeq names its product aminoacylase 3 (gene ACY3). NCBI's taxonomy places the organism in Eukaryota, Metazoa, Chordata, Lepidosauria, Squamata, Lacertidae. The transcript is spliced from 8 exons. Bases 207 to 1166 code for a protein of 319 amino acids. The record is from RefSeq and is a predicted model, not a curated record. Gene Ontology annotation, molecular function: hydrolase activity, acting on ester bonds; aminoacylase activity.
CUCUAACAGCUCAAGUGCACUGAAGUGACAGGAGCCGUCCUGAGCUAAGAACCCAUGUUAAUUUAAGUCCUCUGACUGCCCUUCUUCCAUAUAUCUUUGGAUUUCCUCAGAGUUGUCCUUUCUCCAUCUGCAAUUCUGCAAAGUCUUCACAAGAUACUUGCAAGUUUGUGGAUUCUCCAGCUGCAGGAGCUAAAACUACCGCAGUCAUGGCGGAACUUCAACGUCUUCCCUCUUUAAAACGAGUGGCCGUUUGUGGGGGCACUCAUGGGAAUGAGAUGUCGGGAGUUUACCUGGCCAAGCACUGGCUCAGGGACCCCUCUGAGUUGCAACGCGGCACCUUCCAUGCUACGCCCUUCCUGGGCAACCCACGGGCAGUUGAGCAAUGUGUGCGCUACAUUGGAAGGGAUCUUAAUCGGGCAUUCCUCAAUGAAUUUCUCACCUCCAAGGACUCUGACAUAGACCACUAUGAAGUUCAACGUGCUCAGGAGAUCAACCAGAGCUUUGGGCCCAGGGGUUCAUCUCAGGCCUAUGACUUUAUGUUUGACCUACAUAACACCACAGCCAACAUGGGCGCCUGCCUUUUUGUGGCCACUGAGCACUGUCUGUUGCCCAUGCACAUGUGUCACUACAUUCAGCUACUUCUGUUCUUUUCUCCACAGAAGCAUUACUCAGUGGGACCCUGCACCAUCUUCCUUUAUCAGCAGCCAGGAGAGGAGACUCUUUACCUCACUUCUGUGGCCAAAGCUGGAAUAGCAUUAGAGCUGGGUCCUCAGCCCCAAGGAGUGGCGCGAGCUGAUUGCCUUGCUCAGAUGAGAUCCAUCAUGGCCUGUGCUCUGGACUUCAUUGAGCUUUUUAACAAAGGCACAUUGUUCCCAGCCUUUGAGACUGAAGCAUACAAGGUGGUUGAACGUGUGGAUUUUCCACGCUAUCCUGAUGGUGAGAUCUCUGCUGUGAUACAUCCCAAUCUGCAGGAUAAAGAUUUCCAGCCCCUGAAGCCCGGGGACCCCGUUUUCCAGACGCUCAGUGGAGAUGUGAUUCUGUAUGAGGGUGACAGCAUCACCUACCCAGCCUUCAUCAAUGAGGCAGCCUACUAUGAGAAGAAAGUGGCCUUUGUCAAGAUGGAGAAACGCACAUUCACCCAACCUGCACUGCAGAAGGAGCUUUAAAUAAGUCAUGUUUAAUCCCGGGAACAAAGCAGACAUCACCAGAAGCCAGUUCAAAUGAAUACAUUUUAUAUAGUC